UUUAGCCUUUCUAGGGUUAACUCAGCCCAAUGGCAGUUCUCAUCAGCCAAUCACCAGGUGCCUCCAGCAUCCAAUCAGCGACAAGGGAUGGUUCCCACUCAGCCAAUCGGCGUUCACGUGUAAUCAGCGAGCGGGAAGGGGCGGUGUUACUAGGCGCCCAAGGCCCUGGGCCUUUGUUCUCAUCCUGAUUUGUCCUUCAUCACAGAUUACCCCAACCCAGGGAGGUCUGAAAAUCCGGGUGGCCUCAAACUGGGGAAAGAGGCAGGAUGCUCUGGAAAGGUCUGAGUAAUGAGAAUCAUUCUUUUUUUUUUUUAAGAUUUGUUUAUUUAUUUAUUAUAUGUAAGUACACUGUAGCUGUCCUCAGACACUCCAGAAGAGGGAGUCAGAUCUCGUUAUGGAUGGUUGUGAGCCACCAUGUGGUUGCUGGGAUUUGAACUCCUGACCUUCGGAAGAACAGUCGGGUGCUCUUACCCACUGAGCCAUCUCACCAGUCCGAGAACCACUCUUCCCUUAGCCCAGGCCACCAGACUUUGGGCUCCAUAGUUUACCGCUUCCAAGUCCCGGCACAAUAUGCAGGUCUAACCAUCUUGUAAACAGGCAAAGCCUUGAGAGAGGCUCCAAGUUCUGCUCACUGGACGUUUUCAUCCUGUUUAUCUUCCACCUCGAUCCAAAAGGGACUUUUCUAUGAUGUAACUACUGCCACAUCCUAUCCUUGCGCUACAACAGUCCUUGGCUCCCGGCUAAUUUUUCUUUUCCUUCCUUCCACUUGCAGUGAUCCUCCUGCUCAGCCCCCUCCUGCUUACGUCAUAGGCUUGCAUCCCCACACCUAGCUCCCCUGUGGCCUUUGACACUUUGAAGCAACUACUGUGGCUUGACAAUGUACAGAAACCUAAAGAUAACAUUGGUUGAAGAUAAAGGAAGGUUGUGCCACUCACAGCCACUAUCUGGGUCCCCAUCUCCACCCUUUUACCUGUGUAAAGUCCAGGUGCCCUAGCUGGGAACUGAAGAAAAUGAGUUCACAAUCUGUUCUGCCUUUGCCUUUUGAAAAUAGCAUCUCGCAGGGCAGUGGUGGCCUGUGAUCCUAGCACUUGGGAGGCAGAAGCCGGUGGAUUUCUAAAUUCAACGCCAGCCUGGUCUACAGAGAGCCCAGAACUACCGGGAUUUCCGCAGGAUCCAGCCCCCGCCCAGAACUGCUAGAGAGGGAGGUGACAGCUGACUGAGUUGAGGAAACUCCCCAGGAACCUGUUUAUCCACUUCCUGGCCAGACUGAGGCUCCUACUGAAAGGACAGGGACCCAGGCUGGCCAUGGCCACAGCCCUGAGUCCACCCCGGGGUCCCAAGCUCAAAGGUGCUCCACCUUCACACUACUACGAGAGCUUCCUAGAGAAAAAGGGACCCUGUGACCAGGAUUACAGGAAGUUCUGGGCAGGCCUCCAGGGUUUAGCCAUCUGUUUCUACAAUAGCAAUCGGGACUUGCAGCCCCUGGAAAAGCUGGACCUGAGGCUGUUUUCAAAGCUCAGAGAUGAGGCUCUGCUGGGAAGCUCACGGGACACUGCCUAUCACUUCAGCCUGGUUCUCCGGGACCAGGAGGUGAAAUUCAAGGUGGAGAGCCUGGAGUCUUGUGAGAUGUGGAAAGGAUUUAUCUUGACUGUGGUAGAGCUCCGUGUCCCAUCUAACCUGACCCUGCUGCCCGGACACCUGUACAUGAUGGCCGAGGUCCUGACCAAAGAGGAGGUACGGAGGGCAGCCGAGGUGCCCUGGUGCUUUCUUCAGGUGAGCAGGCUCGAGGCGCAGCUGCUCCUGGAGCGCUACCCAGAGUGCGGGAACCUGCUUCUGCGGCCUGGCGGGGAUGGCAAGGACAGUGUGUCUGUCACCACCCGGCAGAUUCUCAAUGGGUCUCCCGUGGUCAAACACUACAAAGUGAAGCGGGCAGGUUCUAAGUAUGUGAUCGACGUGGAAGACCCGUUUUCCUGCCCCUCGCUGGAAGCUGUAGUCAACUAUUUUGUGACGCACACCAAGAGGGCGCUGGUCCCCUUCUUGUUGGAUGAGGACUAUGAGAAGGUUCUAGGCUUCGUGGACUCGGAUCGGGAGAAUGGCGAGAGUGCAUGGGCUGUGCCCUCCUUCCGAGCCUCAGGCCCUGCCCUCCCUGCUAAUGUCCUGAAGCCACUCCCACCUGUACCUGUGUCUGUGUCCAGCCAGGAAGACAAGUUGCCUCAACUACCUCCCCUGCCUCAGUUACCAGACACGGAUGAGAACUACGUGACUCCCAUUGAAGACUCCCCAGCAGCCGAAUACAUGAAUCAGGAUGAUCUCAAAGCCAUUACCAGCGUUUGGACCAGGAAGCUAGGUGGAAGCUCGUCCCAGGCUUCCUCCCUUGUGACAAGACUUGGGGAUAUCACCGCUGAGCUGGAAGAGAAACUACAGAAGAGGAGGGCACUGGAACACUGAUCCAGGCUCCCAGGGAUCAGUGGGCUAUCUCUGGGUACAAUAGUCUUCUUCCAGCUCUAUCCUCACUCAGGGGAUAGGACACAGCCAAAAUAACCUCCCUCAAGUAAAGCAGGGAGAGCCCUGAGAAUUUUGGUGCUACCCUGAGCUGUAUAGUGAGUUCCACGGUAGCCUGUGCUACAAAGUAAGAUCUUGUUUAAUAAAGCUAAAACCAAACCUAAAAUGC
Messenger RNA from Mus musculus (house mouse), 2671 nucleotides. RefSeq names its product signal transducing adaptor family member 2 (gene Stap2). NCBI's taxonomy places the organism in Eukaryota, Metazoa, Chordata, Mammalia, Rodentia, Muridae. Gene Ontology annotation, cellular component: plasma membrane; membrane; cytoplasm. Gene Ontology annotation, molecular function: signaling adaptor activity. The transcript has 13 exons. The record is from RefSeq and is a predicted model, not a curated record. The coding region runs from base 1306 to 2448 and encodes 380 amino acids.